AUUAUCGCCCGAAAACACAUCCCAUCAUCCACUCAUUUCGUUUUCACCGUUUGAGAGGUCAUCAAUCCAACUACAACAUUUAUACAGCAGCGUCGGCCUAAUAUGUCUCCUCUAGAAGCAUACCACUCGUUCUUGCUCUCCAACCUUUCCGCUGUCCAGACUAUCGAAUCCUCCAUCUCGAAUAUCACCUGGCUCUUGCCUGGACGCUUCGAAGAUGCCGAGGUGGCAUCUGAAGGAUUAUAUGCCCUUCUGUCUCUUGUGGCUGGAUACCACGAUAAAAUACUCUCGUCUCAUCUCUCAUCAUCUCUUUCGCUUCCUCCCCACCCAUUUGCGAAGCCCCGAACGCCAACAGAGCCUUUAUCAGCGUCGCAAGAGUCAGUUACCACAAGAAUACAUCCGCUAUUACCUCCACCAUCUGAUCAUGCUCGUUAUACCCGCUACUGGACUGAGAGUUCAUCGCUCUAUGAGAAAGCUAGUCGAGCGCUGAGUACAAUAUCGUAUCUAGAGUUGCUUGUUGAGAUGGUCGCAAGAAAGAAGUUGGGUGACAGAAGGAGAUGGAAAGUGGUCCUUGGAUUGGAAUCGCUAAAAACUUUCCUCCGCCUAUUAUUAAUGCUCAAGACUCGGCGACCGGUUCUUUCUCAACCCACUCCUCAACGUGAAUUCGAUCUGGCUUCCGUUCCAUCGGAGGUCUUGGAUCCGUCAUCAUCUCAACCGCAGGACGGAAAUAACCCGGUCACUCCUCAAUUGCCAGCUUACUCUCCUCUUCGAUCUCAUCUCUUCCCCAUGGCGGGUAACUUGCCUGAGAAGUAUCUGGAGCAUCCGCUCGAUCUAAUCCCACAGCUGAAGGGAAGCGAGUAUAUUGCAGAAGCUGUGGCCUGCUGCGUGGGACUGGCUCGUAUUUACCUUUUGAUAAGAACAUCUCGUCAAGAAGUCACACGCCCAUAUAACCCGUCUUCCCUUCCCACGCUUUCUCGUUCUAUGUCACCCUACCUUAUUCCUCUGGCGCUUCUCCUCUUGUCACGCCGACUGCGAUCCAAGAGCGAAUCACCUUUACUUAUGUCACAUUAUGCCCAACAGGACAAAAAGCUUGCUUUGCAGGCAUUCAUGACGGGUCCUAUGUGGAUUGGUUGGACGAGACCCAAGAUUGUCAGUGUUGCGAGAGCUCUGGAAAGGCUACCUAUUUUGGGAUUGGUGGGCGACUUGGUGGAGGGGUAUUUGCCCUUGGUGGAUGACUAUUUCUUCUAUACCACUUCGUGAGAAUGGUACGGGUAGUAUAUCUGGUAGUCGUUGUAUCCUGCAUGUUGAUGAUAUAUGAAAUCAUUCAAAGUCCAUCUGCCAGCCCCAAAUUCAAUAAUCUGACCAAUUCCAACUCAAGACAGGAAUCAUGUGCC
Molecule: messenger RNA, 1391 nt
Organism: Cryptococcus deneoformans JEC21
Lineage: Eukaryota; Fungi; Basidiomycota; Tremellomycetes; Tremellales; Cryptococcaceae
Product: peroxisomal membrane protein pex16, putative
Exons: 5
Coding region: 103-1257 (384 amino acids)
Biological process (GO): peroxisome organization
Cellular component (GO): peroxisomal membrane
Source: RefSeq, a predicted model, not a curated record